AUGCUUCGUAGUUGGUUUAACACCCCUACUACUAUAGAUACUAAACCUUUGGCUGCUAAACAAAGCAUGGCAAUCGAUACAACAGCUAGACAUCAGGGUGAAAAGCUGUUUAACACAAUUACUACUACUCCUCUUCCUCCUCCUACAACUCCCAUGACCGCCACUGCAAAUGCAACAAACACAAGGACUAUGAUGGUGAGUCCAAAAGUGCUGCCCACUGUGAAAUCAACAUCUGUCAAUGUCAACAUGGAUGAUCAGAUCAAUACUGCCAAUAAUGAUUCAGCCAUGUCAUUCGAAUUCGACGCAGAGCCCUUGCGAUCUGCCUCUAUAUCACUGUCGAUUGAGCUGGCUAAAAAGACAUCUUACUCGUCAUUGAAUAGCCCGUCGAGUCUCAAUACUACAGCUACCAGCAAGCCCAUAUUCAUGCAAAAACCAGACAAUAUUACUCCGCAGUCCAGUUUGCCAAAAUACAUCCAUAAGCAUGCACAACAGCAAGAAAGGCCUUCUUCUGUAGCCAGCCAUUCCUCGAAUUCAUUGUUGCAACGCAUGGCUCAUUCACCUAAAGCGGCCCCAGCAACAUUCUCGACAAGUGUGUCUGCAAAUGGCAAAAAUAAUUCACACCAAGCCAACACUGAGAGCAGCAAUACAUCAGCGGUUAUUGAAAGCUUAUCAAAGCAGAUCAACCCUCCUGCUCCUCCUGCAGCUGAAGAUUUAGAUGAAUUGACAGAGGAAGACAUACACAAUGUUGCUACCAAUACAGCCACACCCGCGGUAUCCAUGAACACAACAGACGAUGAAGAAAACGUGGAUCAUCAGCAGGAAUCACAACAGCACCCACAAGAACAGCAACAAAAGUUAGAUUCCUCACAAUCCACCACGUGUGCAAAUGCCACGCAGAAACCAUUCGUCGUCGCUCAGGAAAAAGGAAAUCAGAAAGUCGGUGGAUUUUGGACUUGGCUUGGCUUCCCAUCCUCGGAUACAGAGUCGACAGUGGUGGACACUAUUACAACAAGGGGUACAGUUGCAACAGUAGAAAAACCUUUGGGGUCGAAAGGAGAAGACACGCAUCAGGAUAAACCACAGCAGCUACAGCAACAACAGGAAGGGGAAAUAAAUGGGAUGAGAGAGGCAGUGGAUCAGAAUAAUACAACCACCACAACCACCACAACCACCGCGGCAUCUAAUCUAACAGCAGCAGCAGCAGCAGCAGCAGCAGUAGAGUUGGAUAAAUCAGACCAGAAAAUCAAGACGUCUUCUUGGUCAUCCUUCUUAUUCUCAUCGAGACCGUUGUCGAUCCACCAACAGCAACCACAACAAAAACCUGCUGUUCCUGCAAACCAAACGUUAGAAACAUCCACAUCCACAUCAACAACAACAACAAAUACAGAUACAAAUACACAAGCAGUUACCACAGCAGCUGACGAGUCGGCUUCAGAUGCAAACCUUCGCAAAGUGAAAAGCACAUCGUCUCUGCCGUCUUCUCCUUUAUCAACAACACAGACUUUGCGCUAUUCAGCAUCCAUAUCAUCCUUUCAGCAGCCAUCAAAAAAAAAGAACUUUGUGUUUCCACCAUUCGAAUCGCAAUUUUUAGAGAACGACACUGCAGAAACGAAUACAAUUUCGGCAUCAAAUGCAUCUACAACCACCAGCACUCAGCAUAACAAUAGCAGUAGCCUGAUUAUCAAAGCGAUGGAUGCUAUCAAUUCCAUCCUCAUACCUGUGCCUGCACCACCUGCUGAAGACGACAAUACAUCUAAUUGGAUAGCAAAACGAAUGCGUGCUAAAUUCUCCAACUUUGUGGAAGAUAUCAAGCAAUAUACGUCGGCCAAGGACCCGGUGCAGUCUGCCAUGCUUGAUAAACGCAUCGUUGUGGUGGGUGUGCAUGGCUGGUUCCCCAUGAAGCUCGUGCGUAGCAUGAUAGGUGAGCCUACAGGAACAUCGAUCAAGUUCUGUGAACAGAUGGUUUCGGGUGUAAAACUUUAUUUUGAAUCGGUUCAUCAGGUCACAUUGCCUGAUGAUGCUAUUACAAUGGUACCAUUGGAGGGAGAAGGCAAAGUAGAGGACAGAGUGAAUCAACUGUAUACAAAGCUGAUUGACAACUCGAAAUGGCUGGAAGCAGUGUCUUCAGCAGACGUCGUUUUAUGGGCAACACAUUCCCAGGGAACUCCUGUCUCCAUCAUGCUCCUGCAAAGACUACUAGAGAGAGGUCAUAUUCAUGUGAUACGACAAUCCAUCUGUGUGCUAGCCAUGGCUGGUAUCUCCAGCGGGCCUUUUCCUGCUCUCAAAGGCAGCCUCAUUGUCAAGUAUUUCGAAGCCGAUGCCGCACGUGAAUUGUUUGAAUUCAUGGACUCCAACAGCCCCAUCUCGAUCAAGUUCCGCCAAUCACUUUCCUAUGUGCUAAGAUGUGGAACCAAGGUAGUGCUCACAGGCUCUAUGCAAGACCAAGUGGUGCCAUUGUAUUCUGCCAUCAUGUCAUCGGUGAAUCACUCGAGCAUAUUGCGUUCUAUUUACAUUGACGGACACAUUUAUUCCCAGAACGACUUUCUCAUCAAUUUGAUUGUGUUUGCAUUAAGGUUGCGGAACUCGGGUCUAUCAGAUCAUGAUUUACUGACCCAUUUGAGCGAGGUAUUGGCAGGCAGCUUAUAUGCAUUGGAGGGUGGUCAUUCUACCAUUUACGAAGAAUUGGAAGUGUACAUGACAGCCAUUCGAUAUACAUUUGAAACAGCUCCUUUUGGUAAAUACACUCGUCGCAUGUCUCCUUCGUUCCAAACACCACCAUCAUCCACACAACCAAAGAAGUCAGCAUCAGCAGAAGAUGCAGUACUGGAGUCAUUUCAAGCAAAGCAGCAACAAAACCCUUUUUAUCUGCCUUGGGCAUUACAUGCUGUGUGUACAGAUCCGUUGAUUCUUGCAGAUGAACCACUGAAAGAGGAUCUUCGUCAUUUGCAGGAGCUUUUUGAACAGUGGAAUCCUACCAGUACUCGAUUGAGAGAACUAAAAUUUAGAUUAGAUCCUCUUCGAACUAUCAAGUUGUAA
Messenger RNA from Mucor velutinosus, 3036 nucleotides. RefSeq lists its product as uncharacterized. The record is from RefSeq and is a predicted model, not a curated record. Bases 1 to 3036 code for a protein of 1011 amino acids. NCBI's taxonomy places the organism in Eukaryota, Fungi, Mucoromycota, Mucoromycetes, Mucorales, Mucoraceae. The transcript has 3 exons.